Pediculus humanus corporis (human body louse) is the source of this 1173-nucleotide messenger RNA. RefSeq names its product Nicalin-1 precursor, putative. Lineage: Eukaryota; Metazoa; Arthropoda; Insecta; Psocodea; Pediculidae. The record is from RefSeq and is a predicted model, not a curated record. The transcript is spliced from 5 exons. Gene Ontology annotation, biological process: regulation of signal transduction. Gene Ontology annotation, cellular component: endoplasmic reticulum membrane. Bases 1 to 1173 code for a protein of 390 amino acids.
AUGUGGUUAGAAGACGUUAGUGAAUUUAGUGACUUUUUUAAAGGAUAUUUUCUGUAUUAUUUGUUAAUUAUUUUACCUUUAUUUAUAAUAAUUUCACCUGUUAGUCCUGUUGGAGCGGCACAUGAGUUCCCAGUCUAUAGAAUGCAGCAGUACGAUUUACAUGGUUUGCCUCAUGGCUGCAGAAGUUCUUCAGUUAACUUAGAAGCCAGAUCAUUGACUGGUUGGAGUACAAACAGGCAUUGCGUUUUGACAAGGUUGCAAGAUAUAACUUCGUAUCACAUGAGAGAAAUUAGGUCAAAAGCAGGUGCUUUAUUUAUUGUUUUGCCUGAAGAUAUGAGUCUGCCUUCUGCUGAUGUACAGCAGCAAUUGGUAGAAAUAGAAGAUGAAUUAUUAUCUCAAGAAUUAUUUAUUCCAACGUAUUUUGCUUUUUGGACGCCUGAACUCCAAAAUAUUUUAGAUGAUGUUUCAUUUUCGAAAGCAGUCGAAAAGGCCGUUUCAGGUGCUGAAGCUUUUUUCAAUUCUAUUUCAGCAAAUGGCUAUCAAAUAGUUAUAAAUACUAAUCAGGCAGCUAUUAAAAAUGAUGUACAUAUAUCAAACAUUCAAGGAAAAUUAUCUGGCCAAGGAAUCGAAGAAAAUUUACCCACUAUUGCCUUGGUAGCUCACUACGAUAGUUUCGGAGUUGCACCAGAAUUGUCAUUUGGUGCAGAUUCGAAUGGCUCUGGUGUGGCAGCACUUUUAGAAUUGGCCAGAAUAUUUUCUGCCUUGUAUUCUAACCCUAAAACCCAUGCCUCAUACAAUAUUCUUUUCCUUUUAUCCGGAGCUGGAAAAUUUAAUUUUCUCGGUAGUAAAAAAUGGCUGGAGGAUCAAAUUGACGGAUUAGAAAGUUCUCUGAUUCAAGAUGCUGCUUUUGUACUGUGCUUAGAUUCAUUAUCAACUAAUUCUACAAUACAUUUACAUGUAUCGAAACCUCCAAAAGAAAAUAGUUCCAGGGGAAUUUUUCACCAGCACUUGAUUAACGUGGCUGGAGAAAAUAACGUACAAAUGGUUCACAAAAAAAUUAAUUUAGCCGAUGAUUUAUUAGCAUGGGAACACGAACGAUACGGCAUUAGAAGAUUGCCAGCGAUAACAUUAUCCACGUUUAAGUUUAAAAGAGAUUUUGGCAAAAUACGUUAA